AUGUCGAAGCCUAAGACGCCAGCCGAGAUAGUGCGAGCGCUCGCAGAUGGGCUUCAGUCGCUACCUCGAGACGAUAAGAGUGCAGAGGAGGAACUGAAAUCCCUGGUGACAGUGCGAGUGCUGCUCAUAGGCGAUCUGGACGCGCCGCCCAAUAAGGAGGCUGUAGCGGCGGCUGCAGCGGAGUCGGUGAAGUGUGACCUGCUGCCUCUGCUGGUGUCGCGCCUGCCUGUCUUCGAUUGGGAGGCCCGCAAGGAGAUGGUGCUGGUGUGGACGUACCUUCUUGCACAUGGAGGGAAGAGACGGCGACCAAAGGGGGAUGAGGACGAGGAUGAGGAUGAGGAGGAGGGAAGGGAGGGGUUCUAG
Closterium sp. Naga37s-1 is the source of this 363-nucleotide messenger RNA. The record is from the annotation of a GenBank genome assembly. NCBI's taxonomy places the organism in Eukaryota, Viridiplantae, Streptophyta, Zygnematophyceae, Desmidiales, Closteriaceae.